ACGUGCUUUUAGAUAAACGCCACGUCUAUGAUGAUACCGACUGAAACUCGUUUACCGGUUAGUUAAGAGUGUUAAACGACAAUCAACAGUGAGCUGAAAGAAAUUCUUACGUGAAAAAUAUGAUUAGUCGUAGUUCAAUUAUAUUGCUAUGGAAUAUUGUGUUACUUUUCGGAUUAAAUAUCCAAUCUUUCGCUACUGCCAGCACCAUUGAUCCCGAUUUGAAUUUUAAGAACGUGGAAAAACAUAUUGAUCUGCAAUCUCAAUUAACAAAAAUUACAACUAGACUUAUAUUAGAAAAUGGAAGUAAAGAUCGACACAUGCGAAAUUUCCUUUUUUCACUGGAACCUGAACAAAAAAGUAGUCUUAGUUACAUAGCAGCUUAUAGAGAACCUGUGCGAGUUGAAUUAAAGCUAACCAAAGUGAAGGUAAAUGCUUAUCCAGAUGAAACUUUCUAUCAAAUUGAAUUAAAAGACCCAUUGUCUCCUGGAAGAACUAUGUCUGUUGAAAUUGAAUGGAUAUUAGCUCAUGAACUUAUACCUCAUCCUAAAGAGAUCACACAAAAAGAAAAACAAUUAGUAAAAUAUAUAGGAAAUAUUUAUCUUUAUGCACCAUAUAGCAUAAUGAAACAAACAACCACUGUAUCUUUACCAUCACGUAAUAUUGAAAGCUACACUAAAUUUAAACCUGUUUCGCAGAGUGAUUCAUUUAUCACAUAUGGUCCAUAUGAGAAACUUUCUCCAUUUUCUUAUGAAGAAUUAAACAUACACUUUGAAAAUAACAAUAAAUUCCUCACAGUUACCAGACUUGAAAGGAAUAUUGAAAUAUCACACUGGGGUAAUAUAGCAGUAGAAGAACAUAUUGACUUAUUACAUACUGGAGCAUUACUAAAAGGCUCAUUUUCACGAUAUGAAUUUGCCAGAGAACCAAAAUCAUGGGAAGCUAGUAUUCAAAGUUUCGAUACCAUUUUACCUGCAGCUGCCUCUGAUAUUUAUUAUAGAGAUGAAAUUGGUAACAUUUCAACAUCACAUACUCGUAUUAAAAAGGAUUCAGUAGAACUAAAUCUUCGCCCAAGAUUUCCACUGUUUGGUGGUUGGAAAACUAAAUAUAUAGUUGGAUAUAAUGUACCUAGCUAUGAGUAUUUAUUCCAUUCUGGAGAUCUAUAUACUUUAGAAAUGAGAUUGUUGGAUCAUGUUUUUGAUGAUAUGGUUGUAGAUGAAUUAAUUGUAAAGAUUAUCUUACCAGAAGGUUCCAAGAAUAUUGAAUUAAGCCUUCCAUAUUCUGCAACACGUUUGCCAGAUUCUCUUUAUUACACAUACUUAGACACUACUGGUCGUCCAGUAAUUUCUGUUACUAAGAAGAAUUUAGUUGAGAAUCAUAUUCAGAAUUUUAAACUAAAAUAUACAUUUCCACGUAUAUUGAUGUUACAAGAACCAUUGCUUGUAGCUGCAGCUUUAUAUUUACUAUUUUUAUUAGUAAUUACUUAUGUAAGACUUGAUUUUUCAAUUGACAAAGAUGAAGUUUCAGAAAGUAAAUUAAGAAUUGCUGGGCAGUGUGAAAAGAUCUUAGCUGCACAAGAUCGUAGAGUAACUUCUUACAAUGAACUAGAUGAUCAGUUAGCAUAUCUUAAAGCCAACAAAGAUGCUAAUGCAUUUCUAUCUGUAGUAAAAGGUAUUAAUCAAGAAUAUAAGAGUGCAACCAGUUCUAUUACUGAAAUUGCACAACGCUUGAAAGGAGAAUCAGGAGAUGUAUAUGAUCGUAUUCAAGAAUUACAGAAAUAUGAUAGAACUUUAAAAGAACUUUAUAAUCAACAACAAGCAUUGUAUGUAGACAAAUUAGUACCAGGCAAGAUAGGACGUCAACAAUUUGUAGAAGCAGAAGCAGCUGUUACAAAGAAAAAAGAAGAAUGUGUUGAGAAAAUAAACUCUAUCAUAAAAUCACUACAGUAAUAACAUAUUCCUGAAUACUUUCAGUUAAAAAAAUAUUUGAGAACAAGAGACUCAAUAAAAAUAAUUUAAAUAAUAGGUUAUAAUAAUAAGUUGAAAGAACGUUUCCUUUACAAUGAAUUAAAAUUUGUAAUAAAAAAAAUUGUAAUAAACAAUUUGUAAUAAAUAUAUAUUAUAAAUUAUA
Molecule: messenger RNA, 2127 nt
Organism: Bombus huntii
Lineage: Eukaryota; Metazoa; Arthropoda; Insecta; Hymenoptera; Apidae
Gene: Rpn1
Product: dolichyl-diphosphooligosaccharide--protein glycosyltransferase subunit 1
Exons: 1
Coding region: 120-1946 (608 amino acids)
Cellular component (GO): oligosaccharyltransferase complex; membrane
Source: RefSeq, a predicted model, not a curated record